This is a messenger RNA of Puntigrus tetrazona (Sumatra barb), 1706 nucleotides long. It is a transcript of the gene spryd7a, whose product is annotated as SPRY domain containing 7a. The record is from RefSeq and is a predicted model, not a curated record. Gene Ontology annotation, molecular function: protein binding. Lineage: Eukaryota; Metazoa; Chordata; Actinopteri; Cypriniformes; Cyprinidae. The transcript is spliced from 5 exons. The coding region runs from base 205 to 723 and encodes 172 amino acids.
UCCUGUUAGCGUGUAGGAAGAAUGAAAAUGACCUCGGAUGGUUUCUAGCGCAAACAACAUCGUAUAACAACCGAAUAGAACCUAAACCCGUUAUUUAGCGUUAAGGUUAUUGUUGUGAGAGAAACACCGUUAUGGCGGCUUUUGGUUUCGUGUUGUUUUGGCUGUUGUGGAGACAAUAACAGAGGCCACGUAACACUGAAGGAAAUGCCCACGGUUCAGCUGGACACUCAUCACAUGGGUACUGAUGUUGUCAUUGUAAAGAGCGGAAGACGCAUAUGUGGAACUGGUGGUUGCAUUGCGAACGCCCCUCUCCAUCAAAACAAGAGCUACUUUGAGUUCAAGAUUCAGUCCACAGGUGUCUGGGGAGUAGGAGUGGCAACACAGAAGGCAAAUUUGAACCAGAUCCCUAUGGGCAGAGACCCACACAGCCUCGUGCUCCGGCAAGACGGCACCAUGUACCACAACAACGAGGAGAAGAACCGGUUACCUGCAAACAGCUUACCGCAGGAAGGAGACAUUGUGGGUGUCACGUAUGACCACGUGGAGCUGAAUCUGUACCUAAAUGGGAAGAAUAUGAGCUGUCCAGCAUCGGGCAUUAGAGGAACCGUUUAUCCUGUAGUUUAUGUUGACGAUAGUGCGAUAUUGGAUUGCCAGUUCACUGACUUCUACCAUCCUCCACCGCAAGGCUACCAAAAGAUUUUGUUUGAGCAACAGAUCUUCUAAAGUUCCCGGCAUGCUAUACACAAAACAAAAUGUACUCCGCAGCCGGGAAUGGAAGUGCUGCGGUUAUGACUGAACUCUUGAUGAUUGUGUGUCUCGUCCCACUGGAGGGAGCUGAAACGACGCUAUCUGCCAUUUUGAUUUGUGUAAAACUGACGCACAUCUGCCCAUUUCUACUACUCUAACGUCAUCCAAAGUCGUACUCCAUUAUACCUUCGGCGCUUUAAUGAUCCGUGUACUGAUUUCAAAAGGUUUAUUCAAAAAAAUACAUCUUUCAGUUAGACUCCAUCAAACGCUGUACGCUUACUCAUGUGCGGUAUUAACAGUGUGCUGUUGCGAAUGUAUGGAUUUUUGUUGAAAGACAAAAACGGGUAAUAACUGAGUCACGUAUUAGAGCUGACUAUCAUGACUUUAUACUUUAUGCAUUUCAAGAAAACAGAGUGAUGCUGACCUGUAAUGCUGAUUUUGAUUCAAGAAUACUGUCAAAGAUCGUUUGGAUUUUUUUGUUGUCUGUGUGAUGUAUAACCUACAGACACAGACACACACACACACACACACACACACACACACACACACACGACUUGGAUUUAUACAAGCUUUACAAAAAUACAUAUGUCAAUUUCGUUGCGUUUGUAUUAUAUUUGGUUGUAUUUUCUGUUGUUGUUUAUUUUAUAUAUAUAUAUAUAUAUAUAUAUAUAUAUAUAUUACGUCUUAUUGAAGUUUAAUGUAACUAAUAUGCUAAAUGUGAGAGGUACAAUAGAGUAAGAAGUGUAAGGGUAAUUAACCUUAAAUAUUUAAUAUUUUACCCAAAAGGAAAAAAAAAACCCUGAUUAUCUGUGUUCUCUAAUUAUAAACUGUUGCAACCGAUCACAAAGCUGGUUUUAACUAAUUGAGUAUAUAUGAUGUUAUUUUUGUAUGUUCUACUCUGACAGGUCUUAUUUGUGUUUUGUGUAUUUAGUAAUAAAUAUUUUGCUUUUGUUCAUAAA